AAAAACAAACGGAUCUUUGCUGGACCAGCGCUUUUUCGCAAAACAACGCCGUAAAAAGUGCGAAAUAUUCAACAUUUUUGGCCUAUCUGUUCUCCGAGGAAGUGCAAGACGACGCCGCAUCAUGGAACCGAAUCGCGCGAAGGAAGAGUACGAGUUGCAGCACUUUAAUUUCACCGCCGAAGAAAUUGUCGCCCAGAACGCACAGCUGGUUCAAUCCAUCCUGCACAAAACACUGAACGCAUUCACGGAGCAGCUCAUCGAUAAGCGGCAACUUUCGGCGACGCAGGGCAAUGAAUUGCGUGCCCAAAUCGGGCCAACAAGCCGUGCAAUGUACGACGACUGCCGGCCGGCGAUCGAAGAGCUGAACUCGCUCUUCCGGAAGACCUUCUCCAUCCCGGACGAUCUACUGCUCCCGACGGACCUGAUGCACGCCCAGCAACACACGGACGAGUUCGUGAAAGGGCUCCAGCAGGAGGUGGACGAAGCGAAGGAGGCCGUCAGCCGUGGAGCGAUCUUUCUGGCUUCCCUCGAAGCCGAAGCGGAACUACACCGAGCCCUGGAACCGUGCUAUAGAGCGGAGGGUGAAAUUCACGAAAUGCUCGAGGAAUACCAGGAGCUGGAGAUUGUGUCGAACGAUUUGACCGAAAUGAUCGAACAGCUGGAGAGCAGCGGCCUGCUGGGGGAAAGUUCCGAGAGCCAAGGCAAUCAUUCGUUGGAUAACUUUUUAUUACAAAAGUAGCAAA
Anopheles aquasalis is the source of this 743-nucleotide messenger RNA. RefSeq names its product kinetochore protein mis12 (gene Mis12). The record is from RefSeq and is a predicted model, not a curated record. Lineage: Eukaryota; Metazoa; Arthropoda; Insecta; Diptera; Culicidae.